CUUGUUGUAUAAUAUUGUUUUAUUUUUUCUAUUCAUAUUUUUGAUUCGCUGAUUGAUCAGAAACAAAAUGAAUAACGAGCAACAAAGAAUCGAAGAACUUGCCGUCAACUUAUUUAACAUAAAUGCGGUAAAAUUUGGAGAAUUUGACACGAAAAGCGGUAUAAAAACUCCGGUUUAUUUCGAUUUGAGGGUUAUCGUAAGUUAUCCAGAUGUGAUGGAAUUAAUAUCGGAUCUCAUUUAUGAGUUUGCCUUCAAAGAAAUGGACUGUGUUCAUAUAUGUGGUGUGCCAUAUACGGCAUUACCGAUUGCUACACUGUUAAGUGUGCGUGCUAAAAAAUCUAUGCUCAUGAGGCGCAAGGAAGCCAAGGCAUAUGGAACUAAGAAAAUGAUAGAAGGUCAUUAUGAGGCCGGCCAAUCCUGCCUCAUAAUUGAGGAUGUUAUAACCUCUGGCUCCAGCGUGCUCGAGACUGUAAAAGACUUACGUAAAGAGGGAUUAAAGGCAGACAGAGCGUUAAUAAUACUAGACAGAGAGCAAGGUGGACGUGAAAAUUUGGCUAAAAAUGAUGUACAGAUAAAAUCACUGUUCACUAUGUCAAAAUUAAUAGAGAUAUUAGUGCAAAAAGAAAAGAUAGACAACACAAUGGCUAAUAAAGUAAAAAAAUAUUUAUUAGAGACUCCAGCAGCAGUAAAAAUUGACAGUUUAGAGGACCGUACUCUAUUAACUUAUGAACAGAGAUCAGAGUUAUCCACUAAUACUGUGGCCAAGAGAUUAUUUCACAUUAUGUCUGCGAAGAAAAGUAAUCUCUGUUUAUCGAUUGACUUAACGUCUACUAUAAAAAUAUUAGAUAUGAUAGAAAAAGUUGGUGAGCAUAUAUGUUUAUUGAAGACCCACGCCGAUAUUAUAGAAGAUUUUAACACAGACUUCACCGUGAGUCUUAAAAAUCUAGCAAAGAAGUUCAAUUUUUUGAUUUUGGAAGAUAGAAAAUUUGCAGACAUAGGAAAUACUGUAGCUCUGCAAUACUCAAAAGGUAUACACAAAAUUGCAGAGUGGGCUGACUGUGUCACAGUACAUUCUUUGCCAGGAGAAGGCAUUUUAAAAGCAAUAAAUAAUUCAUGUGAUAAUGGUAUCGGUAGCCGAGGUGUGUUUCUGUUGGCAGAAAUGAGUAGCGAGGGAAAUUUAAUAACAACCGAGUACACGGCACAAACUGUGAAAAUGGCUUCAAAAUAUCCAAAUGUAUUAACAGGCUUUGUCUGUCAGACUAAAGAAUCAUUUAACGAUCCGCGAUAUAUUCAACUGACACCAGGAGUGCAGUUUGAAUGUUCAAAGGAUGAACUCGGUCAAGUGUACAACACUCCUGAGAAAGUAAUUCUGGAGAAAGGUGCAGAUGUAGUCGUCGUCGGUAGGGGUAUUGUGACUGCCAAGAAUCCAGAAGCGCAGGCGGUUCUUUACAAAAAUGUGUUAUGGAGUAAUUAUUUGAGAAGAGUUUCUGGCAAAAUAGAAUAA
Molecule: messenger RNA, 1504 nt
Organism: Diatraea saccharalis (sugarcane borer)
Lineage: Eukaryota; Metazoa; Arthropoda; Insecta; Lepidoptera; Crambidae
Source: the annotation of a GenBank genome assembly